Amblyraja radiata (thorny skate) is the source of this 6379-nucleotide messenger RNA. It is a transcript of the gene nrg1, whose product is annotated as neuregulin 1. NCBI's taxonomy places the organism in Eukaryota, Metazoa, Chordata, Chondrichthyes, Rajiformes, Rajidae. The transcript has 9 exons. Gene Ontology annotation, molecular function: chemorepellent activity; protein tyrosine kinase activator activity. Gene Ontology annotation, biological process: cell differentiation; nervous system development; activation of transmembrane receptor protein tyrosine kinase activity. Bases 521 to 2569 code for a protein of 682 amino acids. The record is from RefSeq and is a predicted model, not a curated record.
CUUCUCUGCCUCCCACUCUCUGUAACUAAUGACCUCGCUUCCACUGUGCACAGAAGACAGGCACCUGCUGCUUCUUAAUGACUCCAGCUUCUCUCUGUAGCGAGUGCUGCAGCCACACUGAGUCACAGCAGCAUCCUGCUUCAGCCUCUGCUGCCAGCUCGUGUGGUGCGCGUCUCCUCAAGGUACGUGGAGCCAUCCCUCCCACCGACUCCGCAGGUGAGAGAAUAGAGGGAGCACCGAAGGACGUCUGACUGAGAAGAAAGGCCACUCCCUACAUCCGGCUGCUGAGCUGCUUGCCGAACCCGGGAAUGACUGAGCGUUUUUGUGGCGGGACUCCCUAACUCCACCGGAGAGGGUCUGAAGCAGUGAAGAGCUACCGCGUUGCCUCUCGUCUUCUCCACCGAGCAAACGGUGCUGUCGUUGCCGUCUGUCUGAUGGCUCGUCUCCCUGCUCCUCCCUGCCCUCGUCCACUUGUUAUUUGAAAGGUUUUUGCCGGAGAACAGGCUAAUGCAGUAGAGCCAUGGCUGAGGAAUUGGGCUCGAGCUCCCCCGAAUCCUCCACCCCUCCUUGUCCGACCCCAUCCGGCACGACAGAGGGGAGUUCCACAGCCAGCCAGGUGGAUGGGAAUGGUGCGCUGGGGCUGAGUGGUCUCAUUGCUACCUGCUGCAUCUGUAUGGAGGUAGAGCGUGUGCGAACUUGCUUAAACUCCGAGAAGAUCUGCAUCGUCCCCAUCUUGGCCUGCCUGGUGAGCCUGUGCCUUUGCAUUGCUGGCCUCAAGUGGGUUUUCGUGGACAAGAUAUUUGAGUACGAACCUCUGACGCACCUUGAUCCCAAGCGCAUAGGCCAGGGUCCUGUCAUCUCUGCUGACCAAGCAACAGUGGCAGAAUGGCCUCCGUCAGCCACCUUCACAACCACCAUUCUGAUAUCCGACUUGGUCCAGACACAGAACGCUACUGAUGACCCUCUGACGCCCACCUCAACGCCCUUUCCCAGCCCUUCCUCUCAUCCCCCAACCUCCACUCCUUCCUUCCUAUCCUCCAUCAUCGUCCAGUCUUUCUCCCCAGAAACUGUGGUCACCAGAAGUCGUGAGGUGACAGAAUCGACAACUGUCUUACUUCCCCAAAUGACCGACACAAACCUUGUUAUUCCACCAGCGUAUACUACCACAUCUCCCACGCCUUGGUCGGGCCACGCAAGGCCAUGCAACGAAAGCAAUCGCCACUACUGUGUGAAUGGGGGACAGUGUUUCGUUAUCGAUGGUAUUAAUAAGCUCUCCUGCAAGUGUCCAAAUGAGUUUACUGGUGAUCGCUGUCAAAACUACGUAAUGGCCAGUUUCUACAAGCAUCUUGGAAUUGAAUUUAUGGAGGCUGAGGAGCUGUACCAAAAGCGAGUACUGACGAUCACAGGAAUCUGUAUUGCUGUCCUGGUGGUCGGCAUCAUGUGUGUGGUGGCGUACUGCAAAACAAAAAAACAGAGGAAAAAGUUGCACGAUCGGCUAAGACAGAGUCUCCGCUCUGAGAGAAACAACAUGGUAAACCUUGUAAAUGGACCUCAUCACGCAAACCCCCCAGCGGAAAAUGUGCAGUUGGCAAAUCAAUAUAUAUUGAAAAACCCUGGAUCUACUGAACACGUCAUUGAGCGGGAAACGGAGACCUCGUUCUCAACAAGUCACUACACAUCGACAGCCCAUCACUCUACCACGGUCACUCACACACCCAGCCAUAGUUGGAGUACGGGUCAGACGGAAAGCAUCACGUCCAACAGUCAUUCCGUGCUUGUGACGUCGUCGGUGGAAACCAGCAGGCAGACAAGCCCAGCCAAACACAGAGGUCGCCUCAAUGGGGUGGCCAGUCGGCGGGAGAUGUUUAUCUGCGUGAGGAAUUCCAGGGAUACUCCGGACUCUCUCCGAGAUUCACCGCACAGUGAAAGGUUUGUCUCCGCCAUGACCACCCCGGCCAGGAUGUCGCCCAUAGAUUUCCGAACUCCCACAUCUCCACAGUCGCCGGGAUCGGAGCUGUCGCCGCCGGCCUCCAGCCUGACGAUAUCCAUGCCCUCGGUGCCCAUCAGCCCCUCGAUCGAGGAGGAGAGGCCCCUGCUCCUGGUGACGCCGCCCCGGCAGCGCGACAAGAGGCAGGGCGCCUACCGGCAGUACCGCGGCGGGGCCAGGGACAACACCAGCCUGUCCGCCAGCCCCCACAGGGCAGCAGAGGAUGAGGAGUACGAGACCACGCAGGAGUACGAGCUGGCGCUCGAGCCACCCAAGAAAGGGGCCAGCGGCAGGAGGGGGAAAAGAACAAAGCUUAAUGGCCAAAUAUCUCACAAAACGGAAAACGGGAGCAAUCCUAACUUGGACCGCAAUAGCUCUGACAGCGAAACUGAAGAUGAGAGGAUAGGUGAAGAGACGCCAUUUCUGACCAUACAGAGCCCCGUGGAGAUCAGUGGAGAAUCAGCCCCUGCAUACCGAUUGGCUGAGAACAGGACUAACUCUACCAAUAGGUACGCGGCCCAAGAAGAGUUGCAAGUCAGGCUGACCAAUGUAAUGGCUAAUCAGGACCCAAUUGCUGUCUAAAACCACAUUGAUGCACCAGUAAAACUUUAUUUUAUAUAAUGAAGUACUCAAGAUACUUUACUUUAAAUUAAAACAUUUUAUUUUAUUUUAGCAGAAGAACCUUGCAGCUGGUAGAAAGUCUACAAGUUUUUAUAGAUUAAAAUAUAUAUAUGUAAAAAAAAAAGUUAGCAUUCACAAUACUAAUGUGCCAUAUGUAGCGUUUUUACAGUAUUUCAACACAGAAAGAUAUCAAUGGUGCCUUUAUGUUACUUUAUGCUGAGAACAAUAAUGCAUCAGUUUCAAGCGACUUCUCCAAAUCUUUGUGAAGAUGAGGGAUUUAAUUCGAGAUGUCCAAUGUAUUAUUUCUGGGCAAUGGAGCUUGGGGUGUCCACGGCCUUCAAAGUGAGAUAUAACAAAUUGAUUGUUAGCAAAGGCAAAAAGAAAACAAAAAUUUAAAAAAACACACACAGGAGGGAGUGAAGGAGAAGUUUGACUUGAGUUUUGAUCUGCAUGUUCAGUAGUAUUUCACAGCUGUGAUUUCUGAAGGGACCUAACAGUUUAUAAAAUGGAACAAACUUUCCUACAAAGGGGAAGCUGAUCCAGAGACCUAGAGGGGAAAGCCAGAAUCUUUGAGCACUCCCGCUGGGGAUUUUUCACAUGAGGAAAUCUGUUGCAAGCAACUCACCACUUUGCAUCCAGCUGUCUUUGAAGGUAAAGAUUUUGCAAAAAGCAGAGAUUUUAUUUGUGUGCGGAGGCUGGGGGGGGGGGGGGGGGGGGGGAAUAACCGUGAUUCAUGGUUAGACAAAAUUAGCUCCACAAAGCUACUUACUUUGCCUGAGAGCAGGCAGUUUACUCGCCAUUUUUUCCUGGUCCACACAGCGUUCUGCAAAGCAGCCUUUUUGAGAAAUCACCACAGUAUUUCCCUCCCCACCUUACAAUCAGACACCUGUAUCUCUCUCAGCAGAAUCGGUAUGCUUCACUUAGAGGAGUCUGGGAUUGACUCUGAGGUGCACAGUAAUUGGAGUUGCUUUUUUUGAUGGCAAAAAACUAUCAGGAGUGAGUCAUCCAGAGUGAACAGUGUCUUCUAUUCCACCAUUUGAUAAUCACAAGGACAAGGAUUCUGGCUACUGGCUGGUAUUCUGCAAGUUACUGAUUCUGUUGUUCCCCAUUGUAGAAUUCUGUGAUGCUACCUGAUCAUUUAGAACCAUGUGUUAUUCAUUCUUCUUGUCAUCAUCUGAGAACCAUCAGCUGUAACAAAAACAGACCUCUGCGUCACUCAGUUUUUCCCUCCCAUGAACUGACACAGCGGCACAGCGUUAAUCCUUUGACGUAACACCGAUUGGCACAGCAGAUGAUUACUCGUAGAAGUUCAAAAUACAAACAUUGAACCUGCAUCUAGCAAAAGGACAAAGUUUCUGAUAUCUUCCUGUGUUUGUGAAACAGACGCAUUUAAAACCUCUUUCAAAUAAACUUUUUUUUCUGUUUAACUGUGUACUUCAUUAUCACUCCGGUCAAUGUAGCUGCAAUGGUUUCAGUUUCUUCUUUGCAAUAAAGAAAGCCGGAUGCCUCCUGAAUUUUCAAUCCAUAACUCUCUGAUUUUUAAGGCUUUGCAAACUUAACUAUUUAAAAGUCCAGUGAAAGCCCAGAAGGGUGUUGUGUUGUCAAACCAGUUCUUUGAACUCGUUGAAGUUCUGAAUUAUUCAAAACGGCAAUAGAAUGUUUAUAAUCAGCAUGGGUUCAUUCUUUCAUUAAGACAGCGAUGUGCCAGAAACAUCAAGUGUGUCAUCUACUUGUCGGCUCACGUUUUCAUUUCCGAUAUUGUUGCGUCUUUUUUGAUUCACCGAGUGCAUGCUAAUUAUACAGAAGCAGGGUUGUGUGAUGUUAACCCACUUGUGAUGUCAGUGGCAUGUCUGUGGCUUUGUAAUGAAAAAAGGGGUAGUACUAUUUGACAGCUAUUCAAAGCAUCUGGCUAAACGAGACAUGUCGCACAUUCCUUAUUACAGUUUCAAAAUAAAUUGUUAAUGCAUCCAAGAUGAUGCACCUUUCGAAAUUUGCAAAGAUGAAAUAUUUGGUGCAUUUUCCCCUAAGCAGUGGGAUAGGAGCUCUCUGUUUGAUAAUCAGAAAGUGGCUUAGCUUUGGGCAUUCAAUAAGUUAACUUCCCAAUUUGUUCCAAAGUUCAAACCAGACAAACUCAGAUGCCCAGCAAUUGCAGUCAAUCAGCACCCACAUCAUCUGACAAGUAACUCUCUUCAGUGAAAAGUAAAUGGCUUAAUUUUGUUUAACACCAAACCCAUCCUUCACCUUGGUCAAAAUGAGCUUUACUCAAGAUCCUUGACAAGCUGGGGUUUCCAGUGUGACACACAAAAUGAAGACAGUCGGGGUAUACUCAAGCGUUUUUUUUCCCUUUAGUUUGGGCUUGGAGAAGUUGUGUUGUAAAAAUUAGAUGGGAAUUUGUUGAGGUGCUUUAAAGUAAAUGUGCCUGCUCCUUUCAACCUGCAAUCUUCAAAGCACCAUUGAGAUAUAAGCGAUCAUGCUAAUGUUAACUCUUAGGGCAUACAACACGCAUGCUGUACAUCCUAAUCUGCCAAGUGCACAAGCAUGUGAUGCCACAAUUGUCCUUUCUAAAUGUGCAUGAGAUGUAAACAAAGUAUAUACAUUUUUUGGUUGAAUCAAAUGCCAUUUACACCUUUUGACUGUGCCCCCACAGUUUUCAACAGUAUUCUGACACUUUUUCACAAGUCAUUAAACACAUUAUUCAUAUUAUCAGCUGGUAUUAUUUAGAGGCGCAUGCUUCCCACGUAGUUAUAUGUUCAGAUAGGACACCGGGAGGUGGAACAUUGUUGAAACGUUGGCUAGACUGCUUUAAACAGGUGACAUUUAAAGAAAGGCAUUGUUUGAACACGUCAGACAAAAGGCUCCUUUGCAAAAAUCACUCAAACUGUCUCGGAACUAAAAAUAGAAAAAUAAAAAGUAAAAGAUGGGACGAGAGGAGAGAUGGGGGAGAAAGAGAAAUGGACGAAGAUCAAACUGAAAGGAACACAUUCUGAAGCUGGUUGAUGUCUUAUUGACUGGUCAUUUCCUUACGAAAGCUAAGCCCAUUACGAUUAGAGAGUAAGAUGAGGCUUCGUAUUUGGACCUGAGGAUGCUUGAUGCUUGCAACUAUUUGUCUGUAAUUUAUGGUACUCCCCUAUUUUUUAUUUCAAUUGUUUUAUUUCUGUAUGUAUGCAAGGGGGGGAGAGAGAGGUAAUUCUAUAUAUGGAUUUUCCUUUAGUAGUGGCAGUCUUUAUUUGUCCUGUACCUGUUAUAAAUAAUGAGCGUUCCUGUGAAAAGUCUCCAAUGUCACUCUGUGAAUAUCAUUGCAGUAGAUUUAUUAUUUAUAUCACAACUUUCUGGCAUUCAAUGAAUUUUGUUUCUUUUUUUGUAAAUUAACCUCUAAAAAAAUAUAUAUGUUCUAUGUUUCGCGUUUUUUUCUAGAUUUUUUUUGUUUUUAAAAAAAAAUUAAAAACAUAUUAAAAAAAAGGUAAUUUAUUGUCAAGUAUAAACGCUAUCUAUAUCUUUCUUGUGAAGAAAAUAUAAUCCGCAUCUAAUUGUUAGAUGCUGCAAAUCCAGUAUGUGCAAAUUGCAAAACAUCAUGAUGCAUUUUUACUUUUGAUUUUAAUAUGGCUUUCCAAGGCAAACCCCUGCGAGCUUACUUCAACUGAAAGCUAUACUUGCAACUGGGGGAGCAGUAAUGGGAAUGUACUUAACAAAAAUUCAAAUAUUCCAUAUGAUUUUCAUUUGUGAAAUUACAUUUUUUUAAGAAGAAAAAACAUUAAACCAUUUCAUAUUAGA